AAAAAUUCGUUCAGUCCAUUUGAAAACGAUGGAGUCGAUUCUGUUAAAGUUGAUUCAACGGAAAUUUCUAUGUAUUUUGCAACAGCGAAUCGUACCGCGGUAAAAUCUGCAUAUUCUACUGGUUCUAUAAGUCCAGAACAAUUCGAUUUUCGUACUGAACAAACGAUUCGUAUCGUACCAAUUUGUAAAUUUACCCUGGAAUUAUGUAUUGGUAAAUGA
Messenger RNA from Funneliformis caledonium, 219 nucleotides. The record is from the annotation of a GenBank genome assembly. NCBI's taxonomy places the organism in Eukaryota, Fungi, Glomeromycota, Glomeromycetes, Glomerales, Glomeraceae.